AUGUCUGAUAAAAGGGAUAGAGAUCAAAUAUUACAUGCAUUUGAAGAUAAUUAUGCAAGAGAUUUGGCAAUACAUUUAUAUUCCAUAGUUUUAUUACAUCGAAUAAAUCCAUUAUUUCCAAAAAAUAGUUAUUAUAAUUGGCCAUUAACUUUAGAUUUAGUACCCAUUCCACCUAAUAAUUAUGAAGAUGACAUAUAUGACCAAUCUGAUUUUGAAGAAGAUAUAGAUGUUGAUGAAGCACGAACUGAUGUUGAUUAUUGGAAUUAUAUAAAAAGUGUAACUAGGACAAGACAAAUUAAAAUGUUAAAAGAUCCAGAAACAAAAAGUGCUGAAUCAAAUGAAAAUGACCAAGAUUAUGUGAGCAAUAUCGACUGGGAUAAGCCAAUAAUGAAUGUUAUGUUUCGAGAAAAAUUACCGAAUUCAAAACCAGUUUUAUUAAAUGCAAUAUCGUCAGUUAUACAAUCAAAAAUACGAUCAAAAAUCAAAGAGAAGCAAACAGCAGAUCAAAAUGACGAAGUAUUGAAAUACUUUUCUACUAAAAUUGCAAACAAGUUUGAAGCUAUGUUGAAUCAAUUUAUUCUAAGUAAAGACCAAACUUGGAUAGAUGUAAUUGAUUGUGGUAUAAAAUCAGAAGUUUCACCUUAUAAAAAGAUAAAUACCUGGUCAUACAGACAAUUGAUUGAAAAAUGUAACGCCUUAUUCAAUGAUAUUCGAUAUGAUUAUGAAUUUGAUGAUGAUAAAGUACCUCCAGAUGUUAAAUCAAAUGAUGGUACAUUUAAUGUUAUGAAAUAUCUUGAAUCAUUAAAAGAUAUACAAGGAGGUUGGGGUCAAUUAACAUAUGAACAAUAUUAUGAAAGAUAUUUACCUAAUUUAAAUGACAAAAUCAAAAGAGAGGCUCAAUUAAAUCUUGAAAUGGAUGAAAGAUUAAGAUUACAAAAAUCUGGGCUUUUUGAUAAUUCUACUCCAAUUGAAGAUUAUAUAUUAAAAUGA
Insectozyma verbasci is the source of this 990-nucleotide messenger RNA. Lineage: Eukaryota; Fungi; Ascomycota; Pichiomycetes; Serinales; Debaryomycetaceae. The record is from the annotation of a GenBank genome assembly.